GUCGUGUUGGCUACGUCCGGACUGGUCAGAUCAACAUAUCAUACUAGCAGCUUUACAUAUCCCUUUCUUCGCUUGUUGGUUUGUUGCACCAGAAAGUUUGCGGUGGCUUGCAGUUCAUGGUAAGCUGGAGGAUGCAGAGAAGGUGGUAGAUCAGAUGGCUCGGUACAACAACAGAGAGAAGCCAGCCAACACUGCCAUUCUCCUGAAGAAACUAUCAGAAGUGGAAAAGAAAGGGCAGGAAUCGGAUCACAAAUAUAACUAUCUUGACAUCUAUCGUCACUGGAAUAUUUGCUGGAAAUCCCUGGUUAUUCAGGUGAUCUGGUGAGUUGACAUUCAGAGACGUUCUUUUCCUUAACUCGAACAUAAUUACAACCCAAAUGCAUGUUUGUUUAUUUCCAUUGUUCCCCACAGGAUGUGCAUGUCCUUCGCGUUUUAUGGAAUUACAUUCGGCGUGGGAAACCUGAUGGGGAACCUUUACCUCAACAUAUUCCUUGUUUCUGUCAUAUCAUUACCUGGACAGGUGAUGGUGUUCUUCCUAAGUAGCAGAAUCGGCAGAAGAUGGACAACGUUCUCGUUUUUCACUGUAGCUACAAUAGGGGCAUUUGGAGUGGCUGUUAUAUCGAGAGUCGCUUCCAGUGACAGCAUCCGUGGACCAGCAACAACAACUAUGACUCUGAUCUGUAGGUUUGGAGUAGCGACAGCCUGGAACUCCUUUACGAUGACCACAAGUGAAACAUACCCGACAGUUAUCAGGAACCUGGGUUAUGGCGCUGCAAACACUGCUGCCCGUGUAGGGAGUAUCGUGUCUCCUUAUGCAUUUGCCAUGGGAGGAGAGGAUUUAUUGCCUCCGUUUGUUAUUGUUGGAUCCACUAUGGUGCUUUGUACAUUAUUAACAGUAUUAUUGCCCGAGACAAAUAAUAUCCCACUUGCGGACACCACAGUAAAGACCUUGGGAAAAGACUUCGAGCUUGGCAGAGCUGUUGAAGAUGUCAGUCAAGAGAAGACAGCGAAAGUCAGCACCUUGGAGAUUUAACAAGGUGCAUCAGUCUUCAAUACUACAUUACAGUGACCUCUGAUGUAUCAAAGAUAAACUUACCAACUUAAACAAUGUAUGAAGUCUUCCUGAGUGAGUCUUCAGAAGAAGGCAUGGACCCUCUUCAAGUCCUGCUCCAUAGAAUGAGUAAGGGUAUCGGCAAAAACUUGCAAUGAUUAAUUCCAUCUGGUAUCUCCAAAUUGAGACACGCGAAUAUACCAAUACACCUUUGUUCGGUCAAACUUGAUGACGUACUUAGUUUGACCAAUUCUGUCGACACGGUCGUUUACUUUUGGUAUUGGGUAAGUGGCAGUGGUUCAUGUCUGUAUGCAUGUAACCAUCAACAUUCUUAGACCCCCAGAUUAGAGUUUGUACUACAGUCACAAUGACAAUGACAGACAUGGUUAAUAUGACAUCAGAAGAAUGUAAUCUCGCUCUUGAUGUUUUUGUGUAAAUUACUGUGACCUUAUCCUGAGAAACCCCAAGAUUCAUGACAAUAUGCAUAAGAUUUAACCUGAGUUAUGGCUGACAGAUGCAUUGCCUUUCGGGAAAGAUCUGCCGUGAAAUUGGAGCGCUCAUCUGAGUUUAUAGUCUUAGGCAAACCAAACAGAGUUAAGAAUUUUACUUGAGCCCUAAUUUUCAGUACGUGAAUAUCCCGUAGAAACAUUGUGGAAGCACAUAGAUUUACAAAUUGAUUACCUGACCUUGGUUUAGGCAAAGGACAAUCACAAUCAAUGAUGACCCUGCUAAAAGUUUCUGGAAUGCCUUUUUUCUUGAGCAGUUUGACAACAAUCUGGCAUUAAUGUCAGGCCUUAGGAAUUUCAGCAACAUCAAGUUGGCAAAUUGGGCCAGAAGUAAUGGAACAGAAUUCUGUCACAAAUUUUGUUCACACCCAAAUAACCAGGCAUGAACCUUUCAUGUGCCGAAAUCAUAAAUUGUUUUUGCUAUUAAUUUGAGAGUACAAUCUGGAUAUUUUCCCAUUUACUAUGGGCAGGUCGAUCUGAAUGAACCCAUUCCUCAUCAAAACACUAUCCUUAAAAUAGCGGCGAACUGGAUCCCUAUCAGAUCUGCGUAAAGCCCCAGCCCUACUGGAAAGAACUUUGGGAUCCAGGUCUUCUCCCCUUGAGAACUAAUCCCUCACCAGUCAAUUUGUCAAAGUUUAGAGUACUUUCUCUAGAAAUGUAUACAGGUCAAACGAUUGAUCAACAAAAGAGUCAGUCAUCCUAAUUCAGAUCAUGGUCCGAAAAUGAAAAUAGCUCUAUCAGUUUGUAUCGCUUGUUCAACACAGCACUCAGCACUUUUGUCGGCUGUAUAACUAGUUUAGACCAAACAGUCCAGUGAUAGCUUUGUUGUGUUAGUACCUACACCGAAAGGUCGCACUCAUUGCAAUAAAGAAGUUGACUAUC
Molecule: messenger RNA, 2439 nt
Organism: Haliotis rubra (blacklip abalone)
Lineage: Eukaryota; Metazoa; Mollusca; Gastropoda; Lepetellida; Haliotidae
Product: solute carrier family 22 member 21-like
Exons: 6
Coding region: 413-1033 (206 amino acids)
Biological process (GO): transmembrane transport
Cellular component (GO): membrane
Molecular function (GO): transmembrane transporter activity
Source: RefSeq, a predicted model, not a curated record